Molecule: messenger RNA, 1503 nt
Organism: Penicillium alfredii
Lineage: Eukaryota; Fungi; Ascomycota; Eurotiomycetes; Eurotiales; Aspergillaceae
Exons: 4
Coding region: 1-1503 (500 amino acids)
Source: RefSeq, a predicted model, not a curated record
AUGAAAUCUGCAUACUUAGACGCUGCGACAGCCGGCCAAGGAGCCCAAGACAGCGAGUUUCUGUGGGUGGAUUACCAGGAUGGAAAAACGCAGGACCUUCCUGUUGCUCGGACCAAACAAGCCUUUAUUCGAGCCCGCAGUCAUCGAUUACGGCGGGAGGCGAAAAUGCAGAAAUUAAAGGCUUCUAUUACCCCGUUCCCGACUGGUCCAGUGCAGCCACCUGCCGAAAAGCAUUAUAAAACUCGCCCCAAUGGUCAUGAUCGAUGGGCACCGGUACUAUACCAAUCUCCUCGAGCCGGGGUAGCAGAAGCCUUUCCCUCUCUGGGCUCUGCUUCGAACGUGGAUCUUCACUUUGACUACUAUGCGGCUGACUGCACCAUCACUGCAGACCGGGUUUAUGUCUCCAAAGUUUCGUUUCCCUUUAGUGCCACCGAGAUGUCAUCCUGGUUCUUCCGCAAUGCCCUAGAUCAGCCGGCCCUGGCUGAAAGCGUGUUAUUCCUGAGUGCAUCGAGCCACACCGCGAAUUUAGUGACGCGUGGUGCAGCGACGCGCGAAGUGCGAAAGUCUUUUCGAGAUAUAAUCCAGCUCCGUUCUCGAGUCAUGAAGUCGCUGCAGGGGAUCAUCAUGCAUCCUUCCGAGACGCAAAGAGAGUUGACAGUCGCGGUGAUUGCGAAUCUCCUUUGUGUGGAGGCAGCUCAAGGCAACUUGGAGGAAGUUGAUGCGCAUGUUGUUGGCCUGAAAGGAAUCAUCCAUGUGUUAGGAGGGUUGGAAGCUUUGGGAGACUGGACUCUAUCGACUCUAUAUUGCUGUGACCUCAUGAGGGGAUUACUGAUAGAUUCCCCGCCGGCCUUCGACCUUCUGCCCAAGUGGGUGCUGAAAACCCAAACCGGGUGCACUUAUGUCAAGUCAUACGACGCUUCUUCGAUCGGAGAACGUUUCUUUAGUUCUGAGUGGUCUCUAAAUACUCCUAUCCAGCUGCGGUCAAUCAUUCAGUCCUUCCAACAACUCGUUCCUUGCUUCGAGAGCAUGGCUGACUCGGAAUCACGGACCCUCACCUUUGAAAACGAUUAUUUGUUGCUCCAAAUGCACCGACUAUAUUCCCUGCCGUACGAUUGUCCACUGGGGCCCUUGCAAAAUACGAUCAGGCUCUCAGUGAUAAUCUAUGCUGUUAUCCGAAUCUGGAAGUUUGAAGGAAAGCCAGGUAUCGAGUGCCUCAUCCAAAGACUUCAACAAUGCAUCGAAGAAAGCCUCGAUGAUCUUGAGCGGACGGCACCAGACCUACUGUUUUGGGCUCUAUUUUUGGGUAGCCUUGCCUCUUUAGGGCUGCCAUCCCAUGGCUGGUGUUUGGCACGCGUUCGAAAGGCUGCGGUGCAACUUGGUCUGAAGAAUUGGAAUGACGCAAAGCGGGUUCUGGAGGGCUUUUUUUUCGUAUGCCGUCCACGCAAUGAGAAUGCCAAAGCCCUUUGGGAUUCAGACAUAGAACGUUCCAUCAGCCGUUUGUGA